Messenger RNA from Frankliniella occidentalis (western flower thrips), 518 nucleotides. RefSeq names its product CD63 antigen. Lineage: Eukaryota; Metazoa; Arthropoda; Insecta; Thysanoptera; Thripidae. Gene Ontology annotation, cellular component: membrane. The transcript has 3 exons. The coding region runs from base 192 to 518 and encodes 108 amino acids. The record is from RefSeq and is a predicted model, not a curated record.
CGGCCACCCCCGUCCCCAGGCGGCCUGCAGCACUCAGUGUGUAUACGCGCCGUGUCGGAGAGCGUCGCCGGGCACCCCGAGCUCCCCGAGCUCGCCGAGCAACCCGAGAGAUACUUCCGCGCCUCCACGAGCACGCCGCCGUGCGCCUGUUCCUCCGCGACUGAUCAGUUUCCCCCGCCCAAGCCGUCAACAUGGAGUCCUGCGGCAUGAACGCCAUCAAGUACAUCCUCUUCGUCUUCAACCUCAUAUUCGCGCUGUCAGGCGUGGGCAUCAUCGCGGCCGGCGCCGUGGUCCUGGGGCAGUUCGGCGGCUCGCAGCGCUUCCUGGAGGACCGCAUCCUGGCGCCGCCCAUCGUGCUCAUCGUGGCCGGGGCCAUCGUGUUCCUCGUCGCCUUCCUGGGUUGCUGCGGCGCCAUCAAGGAGAACUACCUCAUGCUCAUCGCGGUGAGUAUCGCCGGCAUCAUCCUGGCCUGCUGCCUGGCCUCGUCCAUCAAGAAGCGUGACGACGACUCCAAGUGA